AUGCCUCCCUCCCCGACAUACGAGAGGCGAAUGGACAACUCCCCCAGCGCCGAUGGCACCGUAAAGAAACGCAGAAAAGGCGCCACUCGUCUUAGCUGUGCUGAAUGCCGAAGGCUCAAGCUGCGGUGCGAUCGAGCGAUUCCAUGCAGCUCCUGCGUCAAGAGAGGCUGCGGUGCUAUCUGUCCUGAUGGGUCACUUACCACCGGUCAAGGAAAUCGAUUUGUUUUAGCAUCUACUCAAGAAUUACACGAAAAAAUCUCAGAACUCGCGACCAGGGUUAGAGAACUAGAAGAUGCACUCCGCGCUUCCCACAGCCACCUUUCCACUGAACCCCAUCCUCUGCUCUCAGAAGAACUUUUAAAAAUCAAAGCUCCAUUGCAGAGAGAUAUCAACUCUAUUAAGCCGUCAGCGGCGGUCACUGUUAAGGAAGAAGAACAGAAUCCAGAUGUUGUAGAUGCCUUUGGUUCGCUGUCGAUCGCCCUCUCGGGAAAAACCAAGUACUUUGGUCAAACAGCGAAUUCUGUGAACGAAUUACCCGAGGAGGAGGAGGAAGAUGACCAUCUAAUCAGCCUGCAGAACAUCUUACCUCCUGAAAUCCUUAAUCGAGCGUCUUCAUUCCCUAUCUCCCACUACUCAGUGACUGGAAAUGUGGGAUUACAAACUCUCUACUGGUAUCUCCCACCUGCCGAAGUUGCUCAAGAGCUGCGUGCAAUAUAUUAUACGUACGCCGCGUGGAUGUAUCAUCCUGUCAAUGUGGAGACAUUUGAUACGGAAAUAUACCCAGCAUUCUACAAUCAAACCAUUGGUCCAAUACCUGACGAACCACUCUUGGCUCACAAAUUGUCAAUUCUGUUUAUGAUUCUCGCCAUUGGAUCUUUGAUGAACCAGGCUCUUCCUGCAUACAACCUUGAGGCAGAGAAGUACCAUCAGCUGGCCAGGGCGGCGUUGUUCCAUCAUUCAUUCUUCGAUAUACCAACCAUCAACGCCGUCCAAGCACUAUACUUGAUGACCCAUUAUCUCUUCAUAGAUGAGCGACAUGGCACAAGCUCCGGCGCUCGAUGGGCUACCAUGGGCCUUGCAGUGAAGGUUGCUCAGAGUAUUGGACUUCAUCGGGAUAGUGGCAAAUGGAAAGUCGAUCCCGUGGAAACUGCACGUCGGCGCGAAUUGUUCUGGGAAUUGUUCACAUACGAUUCCUGGCAGUCAUUUACAUUUAGUCGGCCACCCUCCUUCUUUCCCCCGCAUCUAGAUUGUAAAAUGCCGCAUUUGGAAAAUCCAUCUGACGAGCAGAGUUUCAACGCAUGGAAACAUCGAUUUGCGUCCGAAUGCAUGACUCUACUCCAUGAUCAAGCUUUCGGCGCUAAAAUGCCCACCUAUGCAACAGUCUUGCAACUGGACAGAAAGCUUCGUGCAUUCCCCGUUCCUCCCAUACUUCAAGUUGCCGGGUUCGGCAAUUCUGAGCCGCGGCAAGGAGGGUACCCUGACAGCGUGAUGCUCACUCUGCAGAGACAUAUUGUAUUGGCUAUUCGUGAAAUGAACCUGCUUUAUUUGCACAGGAGCUUCUUCGCUCGGGCCAUUAGUGAUCACCCGAAGGAUCCCCUGGGGAGUCCUUAUGGGACUUCAGUUAUUGCUGCAUAUCGAAGUGCUGGAUCACUAGUCGCCAUGAUGAGAAAUUUGCACACGCAGUUGAAGGAGCCAAGUGAGCGAAUGUGGUUUCUGUGGACACAUAUGUUUUCGUGUUCGAUUAUUUUGGGAUCUAUCGUGACGAGGUGUCCAUCCAUGAGUCUUGCACCUUCUGCUCUAGUGCAACUAGAUUCGGCUUGUGAGCUAUUCUCAAAGGCCGCUCGAGGUUUCCGGGCGAAUAAAGUUUUGAGCAUCAUGCUCCAUUUGCAAGAAAAGGCCCACUUCAGCUUGGAUGAAUUUAGACGAGGAAAAGGUUCCCCUUUGACAAGAUACAAUCCCUCUUCCGGUCCGAUUACCCCUGAUGCCGACGAUGACGAACUGUCUGUCUUGGGUGGGAAAACUCGACUUGUGUCCAAGAAGGAACCGUCCUCUCCGAUCUUAAUGGAGAGAUCACCAGUGUCGCAAAAUCCUAUUGUUCCUCUGCCUUUGUCCCCUGGACUUCACAACAAUUUGCCUGAGAGUGUCCGAGAAUAUCUGGACUCUUUCAAGGUUCAAGGAGGACAAAGCCAGCAACAACAAUCGGUGUUCAACAACCACUCGUCGAACCACAAUUCAUUCAACUCCAACCAAUAUUCUGAUGCGUCUGAGAUUUCUCCUGUGUCAAUGUACGGAAUGUCAGCUAUGCCGACGUCAUUCCAAAGCGAACCUAGUUCCUUCCUUCCUCAGCAGUCAAUGCAAAAUAUGAUGCAGGCUGGGCAGGGAUCAAGCACAGCAAUGGAUACGUCAAACAGUCAAAACGAGUCCAACUUCCCGCAGUACUUCCCUGUAUAUGAUUACGGGCUGGCGUCGUCAUCAAGUGGGUUCCAGAGGGGAAGCGGCAGCGGUAGUAUGUUUACGCAGGAUCAGCCGCUUGUUCUGGAUACAAGUCCUGGACCAGCACACCGGAAAGCAUCGGGUUCACCUGAGGGACACAGUAACAUGCAGACAACAUGGCUUGACUUUGUGAACACUAUGGCUAUGCAGUGA
Messenger RNA from Psilocybe cubensis, 2646 nucleotides. RefSeq lists its product as uncharacterized. Gene Ontology annotation, molecular function: zinc ion binding; DNA binding; DNA-binding transcription factor activity, RNA polymerase II-specific. The transcript is spliced from 13 exons. The record is from RefSeq and is a predicted model, not a curated record. Lineage: Eukaryota; Fungi; Basidiomycota; Agaricomycetes; Agaricales; Agrocybaceae. Gene Ontology annotation, biological process: DNA-templated transcription; regulation of DNA-templated transcription. The coding region runs from base 1 to 2646 and encodes 881 amino acids.